Molecule: messenger RNA, 1066 nt
Organism: Cylas formicarius (sweet potato weevil)
Lineage: Eukaryota; Metazoa; Arthropoda; Insecta; Coleoptera; Brentidae
Gene: mRpS23
Product: small ribosomal subunit protein mS23
Exons: 3
Coding region: 67-579 (170 amino acids)
Biological process (GO): translation
Cellular component (GO): mitochondrion; ribosome
Molecular function (GO): structural constituent of ribosome
Source: RefSeq, a predicted model, not a curated record
AGAGACUUAUUCUGUGGCUGUCGUUAACCUCAAAUCCGUGUUGUCGAAAUUAUUGCAACAAGAGCCAUGGCUGGAAGUCGUUUGGAGAAAAUAGGAACCAUUUAUACUAGAGUUAGUGGUUUAAUUCAGUCUGGUGCUUUGAAUUGGCAAGACAGACCACUUUGGUUUGAUAUUUAUAAAGCGUUUCCACCAAAAGAAGAACCACAGUUUGAUAGACCUGUGCCAAAUAUGAAGCUAAAGAAAAUUUUUUAUGAGGAGGACCGCAUUCGAGCGAUAUUUCAUCGCAAUAAUAAGCAAAUUGGCACCAUAAAUUUGAAUUCUGACCAAGAAUCUCUCACCCAAAAAUUUAUAAAUGUUUACAGUCAACUGGAAAAUAAAUAUUCGGCUGAUGCAUCUGAAGAACACAUAUAUAAAGAAGCAAUAGAUAUCUUGAACCGUGAUAGAGAAGUAAGCCAGGAAAAUGAUUCUGUUAGUGAAGAAGAGCCUAUUAGUUUAAGUUCAGCAUUUAAAGAAGCUCAGAACAAACAUCUAGUUCAAAGUGAAAUAAAAGUCUCUGUUAAAGAUAUUUUUAAGGACUAAAUUGAAUUAGUUUUGACAGUUUAUCAAGAAAAAUAGUACCUUAUGCUAAAUAAAUCUAUUCCCAUUUUGGUUAACACAUAAAAGAGUGUUAGUAUUGACGAUAAUUAAUCCAAUAAAUUUGUGAUAUAAUUGAUUUUAAUCUGUUAAUAACUACUCACUAUUAAUUUGUUUUAAUUCCCCUUUAUUUAGCUACUGUUUCAUAAUUCAAUUCAGGCAGUUACAACUAGGUUUUAAUCCAUUUUAAACAAAUUGAUAACAAUAAAAAUAUCCAAGGACCCCUGUGGAAAUUGAGCCCACACCUCUGACAAUUUUUUAGGUUCAUAAAUAUAUAUACCGAAAAUCUCAAAUACUAUAACAUAUCCCAAAGUUUUUUUCUUUUUCAAAAUAUUCGUAAUAAUGGGCAAGUCUCCUAGAGAGAUCGAGAAUUAUACUUUAUUGGUAACUAAUCACUAUUGAACUUUGACUUAAUAAACUGAUAAUAAGUAAA